AUGGGGAAACAGCGCAAAACCAGAAAAAUAGUUGAGCGAAAAUUUGCUAAAAUGAAGAAACUUAUUAGUCUUAGCGACAGCAGGAUCAAGCCGAAAGACAGAAUUGAGCCAAAAAAGAAAAAAAUAGAUCCGCAUGAGUUGAAAAUACGUGAAGCUCCACAAGCCAGCUCAGCAUUAUUCUUCCAGUACAACACUCAGUUGGGUCCUCCUUACCACAUAUUAAUAGAUACAAAUUUUAUCAACUUCUCGAUAAAGAACAAAUUGGAUAUAGUACAAAGUAUGAUGGAUUGUCUGUAUGCUAAAUGUAUUCCUUAUAUAACUGAUUGUGUAUUAGCUGAAUUGGAAAAAUUGGGUCGAAAAUAUCGUGUAGCAUUAAGAAUAAUAAAAGACCCACGUUUUGAAAGAAUCACUUGUCUUCAUAAAGGCACCUAUGCAGAUGAUUGUAUAGUUCAAAGAGUUACACAACACAAAAGUUAUAUAGUUGCCACAAAUGAUAAAGACUUAAAAAGAAGAAUAAGGAAGAUACCUGGAGUUCCAAUCAUGUAUGUCGCUGAACAUAAGUACACUAUAGAAAGAAUGCCAGAUGCAUAUGGGGCUCCAAAAGGAGCUAUUUAG
Messenger RNA from Arctia plantaginis, 615 nucleotides. The record is from the annotation of a GenBank genome assembly. NCBI's taxonomy places the organism in Eukaryota, Metazoa, Arthropoda, Insecta, Lepidoptera, Erebidae.